UUAAGGCGCACAAAACGUCGAGCGGAUAGUUAAACACCUUACAAAUAUCUCGGAAAAUCCACAUAUAUCCAAAGUUAACAAGUUCUAGUACUGGCCGGAGAGGAAAUGCUGUGAAAGCGAUCGAGGGAAUCAUCAGCAGCUAGUCAUCAGAGAGAGAAAUCAUCCUGCCAGCGGCCAUGGCCAAGCCCCACUCGGAUGCAGAUGCCUCUGGCCUGGGCUAUGCCUACCAGCUGCCGUCCGGAGGCCUUCUGCUUCGCCUGAAGUCGUCUCUCUCGCAGUUCAGCGAUUUGUUCAGCGACUUCAGCAGGUACAUCUCGCCCGCCUAUCAUCACGACCGCUGCGAGAGGUCCGUCCACAUGCGGCUCUACUCGAUGCACAAGCGCGAGUUCGUCAUGGUCUUCCUGGGCUUCUUCACCUGCUUCGGUCUGGGCAUUGUUAUUGGGUUGACGGGUCCACCCAUAACCAGCACCUCCUCACUGACUGCACAGCAAAUACUGGCCAACACAUCGCUGGCCCACAGUCCCACGGUGCUGGCAACAGGACCCUUUGCCAUGAAGUCGCCUCUGACCACCACCUACUCGCAGCAGCUUUGGCUAAUAGCAAAGCUAGUGACUGAUAACAACGAUGACGAGCGCUACGACAAGAGUUUCCAGGUCAGCGUCUCCAUCGAUGGCAUCAACGAACAGCACAAGCCGCAAAAUGUUCUGGGUUCUGGAGUAUCCCACAAUCGGACACGGCACCUGCUCUGUGUGCGCAACGAUUGCGAGGAGUUUACGCUGAUGCAUCUGGGAUUUCUGGACUACGCUCACUACAUCAUUACAGUGCGUUUCUAUGGGUUGGAGUCGUUCCACCAGAAGUACAACAUACGAAGCAUCACCUUCUACUUCAAGACAUACAGUCCAGAGUUUACGCAGAUAGAGAUCUGGUUUAGGUGCAUCUUCCUGCUGUUCACGUUCAUUGUUAUCUGUUGGUAUGCUCACACCCUGCGGAAAUAUCCCAUAUACGAUUGGUCCAUUGAGCAGCGAUGGCUGUCGGUUCUGCUGCCGCUGCUACUGCUCUAUGACAAUCCAUUCUUUCCGCUGAUAUUUCUUAUGAACUCCUGGCUGCCGGGCAUGCUGGACGCCAUUCUCCAGGCUACGUUCCUCUGUGCCCUGCUCAUGUUCUGGCUAUGCAUUUACCAUGGACUGCGCCAGAACGAGCGCAGCUUUGUCCGCUUCUAUAUGGUCAAGGUGAUUGUUGUCUUGCCAAUAUGGCUAUGCGCCAUUGUCCUGGCCACCUGGGAGAAGUGCAACGAGCUGAGGGAUCCCACAUAUAGUCACUUUGUGGAUACGAAGAAUUACAAUGGUUUUAAGAUGUUCUUCUAUAUUGCCUGCUGCAUGUAUGUCUUGUAUCUGGUGCUUCUGCUGCUUAGAGCCUAUACCGAGCUCCGUUCCAUGCCCUAUUUUGAUAUGCGCCUAAAGUUUCUCACGCUUCUCAUGCUGUUCGUCCUGUCCAUAUCCAUCACUGUGACCACUUGCCGCUUCGGAUUUGGCAUCUUGGAGGACAACUUCGUGGCCUCUCUGAACACCACCUAUCGUAGCUCGGCGCAGUUCAUGUGCUUUUACGGGCUGCUAAAUUUCUAUCUGUACACCAUGGCGUAUGUGUAUUCACCGGAUGGACGCUUUGCCCAGGCCGAGCUGGCGGUUACCAAGGAUAAUCCAGCCAUCUCCAUGAUUGAUGACUCCGAUGAGGACGUGGUGUACGGUUCUGAUGAGGAAUCACGGCGACCCCUUACAUCGGUGGGCGGCGGCGGCGGUGGUGGAAAGAACGACUACGACAGCGAUUAAUCGUAGCGCCAAGAAGCUCCAUGAGAUUCCAAACACAAUGUUCCAAAGCGCAAG
Drosophila serrata is the source of this 1880-nucleotide messenger RNA. Its product is annotated as transmembrane protein 181. Gene Ontology annotation, molecular function: toxic substance binding. NCBI's taxonomy places the organism in Eukaryota, Metazoa, Arthropoda, Insecta, Diptera, Drosophilidae. The record is from RefSeq and is a predicted model, not a curated record.